Messenger RNA from Corythoichthys intestinalis (scribbled pipefish), 4146 nucleotides. It is a transcript of the gene mtmr10, whose product is annotated as myotubularin related protein 10. The coding region runs from base 494 to 2791 and encodes 765 amino acids. The transcript is spliced from 16 exons. The record is from RefSeq and is a predicted model, not a curated record. Gene Ontology annotation, cellular component: membrane; cytoplasm. Gene Ontology annotation, molecular function: phosphatidylinositol-3-phosphate phosphatase activity. NCBI's taxonomy places the organism in Eukaryota, Metazoa, Chordata, Actinopteri, Syngnathiformes, Syngnathidae. Gene Ontology annotation, biological process: phosphatidylinositol dephosphorylation.
AGUAGGGCGGGACGUCGCCGAGUUUCCAAACAUGGCCGCUAAGCCGUUGACUUCAUCUCCCCCUGCGUUCGGGUGAAUUAGUCACACUUUGAGGAAGUCAUUGGCAGCUCUGGACUUCAGCAACAGGUGGUUACGAAAAUGUAGACGCCCGUCGUAAGCCUCUAUAUUUUCCUAGCGAGUUAAAGUUGCGCGAGGGCAACCUUUACAAACUUUUUAUUCUGCACUUUUUGCUAACAAGCGCGGCGAGCUAACGCCGACGUCCCAACGCUAUCUUGGGUCAACUUUUCCCCCCAAGGCGGCCAGCCCGGAAUGGAGGAACACCUUCGCCCAACCAAGACGUCUGUUUUACUAUAUUUUCACUAGGGACGCAUCGGGCUUAACCCUCUCACGGAUUUCGACUUCCAAGCACUAGUUGAGUUAUUUGUCGCCUUUAGUGGAAGCUAGCAGUUCCAAACGCCCAUUCGUCGGAAACUCGACGGGGCAAACAUAAACAAUGUUUUCUGUCAAACCCACGAAACCAACUUUCAAGUGUUAUCUUCCUCCUGUGCAGAGUGAUGUGAAGAAGACCAUCGAACCCCCUAUUAAAAAGUUGGAACCAAAGCUACUUUCAGGGGAGAUAGUAGUGAACGAGGUGAACUUUGUGAGGAAAUGCAUCAGUGCUGAAAGCAGCCAAGAUGACCUUUGGGGGAAGUUGAUAUGUACCAAUUUUAAGGUCUCCUUCAUCCCUCAAGAUGCUCCAACAAAACAGAAGUUUCAGCUGUCCCACCUGCUGCUUGGAGACCAUGAUAUCCCCCUGACAUGUUUAGAGCACGUGGUAACAGUGAACGAUACAAAGGGGAAGAAGAAAGUUUUGGGUUCAAACCAAAAGCUCAAGUUUAACCCCACGGAGCUCAUUCUUUACUGCAAAGACUUGCGGAUCAUAAGGUUCUGCUUUGAUGAGGCUGGACCUGAGAGUGCGAAAAAGGUUUGUCUUGCUAUUGCUCACUACUCCCAUCCGGCUGAUCUGCACCUGCUGUUUGGUUUUGAGUAUCAGGGGCGACGGUACCAUGAAUCCAAAGCUGAGCGACUCAACGGGUCUGUCCGACGAGGAGGGUUACAGACGCCCAUUUUCGAUCGUCGGUCAGAGUGGGACAGAGAGAUCAAGAGAACGGGCGCCUCGGAGUGGAGAGUUUGCUCCAUAAACGAGCUUUACCACAUAUCCUCAAGUCUUCCAGAGUACAUUGUCGUCCCAGUUUCUUUGGCAGACCAAGAUCUAAAGCAGUAUUCUAUAUUCUUAACUGGCAACCGCCUUCCACUUUGGUGCUGGAAUCACCGCAAUGGAAGUGCUCUUGUACGCAUGGCUAGUGUGUGCGAUCCUGUCCAGCAGAGGAAGAUUGAACAAAGGAUCAUCACUGCUGUUACAAAAAGCCACCCACAGUGCAGUGAAGUCUUCAUUUCAGAUUUGGAUAAGGGUCUGCCGAACAUCCAGGACAUUCAGAGUUCUUUCGUAAAAAUCCGACAGAUCUGCGUCAUUGAUCCGUUUGAGGAGUCUGAGGAAAGAUGGCUUUCAUCCAUUGAAAACUCACGAUGGCUUGAGUAUGUCAGGGCCUUCCUGAAGCACUCAGCUGAAAUAGUGUACCAACUGGAUGGAAGGAGUGUUUCAGUCAUUCUCCUUGAGGAAGAGGACCGUGACCUGAAUUGUGUAGUGUCCUCCUUGGUGCAGCUCAUGGUGGACGCUCAUUAUCGCAGCCUUGUUGGAUUUCAGGGUUUGGUGCAAAAGGAGUGGGUGAUGGCAGGCCAUCGCUUCUUAGAUAGAUGCAACCACUUAAAAAAGAAUGACAAAGAGGAGUCCCCACUGUUCAUGCUUUUUCUGGACUGUGUGUGGCAAUUGAUGAACCAAUAUCCAGCUGCAUUUGAGUUCACAGAAGCCUACCUGACAGUCUUAAGUGAUAGCAUGUGGAUCCCACUCUUUAGCACUUUCCUCUUCAGCUCUCCUAAACAACGGGCUCAGUACUUAAUGGACUUUGCAAGGAAUAAAGCCAUCCCUCAAGGGGAGGACCCAGUAGUGUACUUUCCUCCUGUGUGGGAUUGGUCACAGCAAUUCUCUACCAAAGACCAAACCUUAUUUAACAACCCCAUGUAUGUUGGAAAAGGAACCGCGUGUGUUCUCAAUGGGGAAGUGAAAAGCUUUAGACGCACAAAGAAAUAUGGUUCCGGCUUCCGAGGGGCCUCUGCAUCUCUGCGUAAUGGACUAAAAGGCGGGGAGGAUGCACUCACCCGUCGAGGUUCUCUGGGAUCGGAGUUAAAAAACGACUUCUCACCACUAAAAUAUGUGGUGGAGAGUCCGUCGGAGCGCUUCUUCAGGGAGUGGUUCUCCCGCCCCGCUGAUCAGCAGGGCCUCUUGAUCCCACUCCUCACACCAUCUCACUUGCCUCUCUGGAAGCUCUACUUCCUUCGCUGGGUGCCAGAAGCUUGCAUUUCCAAAGGGGGGUCCAUUACCGCCUACCACAAGCUCUCACAACUGGUGGACGAAAUUGAGAUGCUACAGAACCAUCUCAAGCAAUACAAGGCACCCACCCCAGCCGGCGCACCGCCCCGUAGUCCAAAAGAGGCCCCUGCUGACCAAAGGCGGAUGUAUUUUGAGGCUGCGUCCCCAAACGAUUCCCCUCCACAAUUCCUUACCUCCUCUUUUCCUUUCACUCCCGUUGGUAACCUGUGUCGCCGAAGUAUUCACGGAACCCCCAUCAGUAAAUUUCUCAACGGGGCAAGGAUCUGGCUCUCCACAGAGACGCUUGCUAGCGAUUCCCUAUAAAACUGUGUGAGGUUUCCUUUCGAUUACUGUUACCACUCUUAACCAUACAGAUGAGUAUAGCAAAGUAACUUCUGACUUUUUAUGUUGAAAUUCUUUAUAAGCUAAAACUUGCACCAUUGAUGCUAAACCAAAAUCUGAGGCAAUUUAUAGAAGAGCAUCGACAGGAAUAUAACUCCAAUAAUCCAUCCAAGUUAAAUACAGAUUGCCGAAUAAGUACAUCCUCCUCAUUGGCCAGUGACGUACUACUGUGAUGUGCCCGCAUACUGUGAAUAUUUUUUUCAUAUUAAAAGAUGUAUUUUACUUUCCCCUCUUCACUCUUCAAAUUAGCUAAAGAUAACAGCUUGCAUAAGAUUUGCAACCAGAAGUCUUAUCCAGAUUUUAUCACAGCAACAAUGAUGUAUUUAUUCCCAAACACCGAUUUCAAACAUAUGUGCAACUUAUAGGAAAUGUGUUGGCCAUCAUUUACUUGGGAGUUUUUCUUCCCAUAAUUUAGAGCAGCACAAUGUAACACUACUAACCGCCAUUCUAUGCCUAGUGGUGCAAACAAAGUUUGAGGCAUGUGCGUGAAUGUAUAUUUCCUACCAUAAACUUCGUGCUAUUUUCUUGCAAAUUCAAUUUUUUGUGUUUUGCUGUCCUGUGCGAUUCAGGGUAGAUUUGAGAUAAACUUACAGAUAGAACCAGAGAUUGAAAACAAAUGUUUUUUUUUUUUUUGUUUUUUUUUUUUUUUACAGUUUGUCCACAAGAACUAAUGGGGUCUUAAAACUGCUCAGUGUCACAAUAGCGGGGGACUCAACACAGUACCUAAUAUGACGCAUUUUAUGCUAAUGUAACAUUCCUUCGCAAUAACUUGCAACUAAAGAGUGUAUGGUGUGAGUGAAAGCGUCUGCCCUAUGAAAAUGCUAAUAAUUGCACAUUUCACCAAAUUUGUUGUUCUUACUAAGGGGUUGAGUGGUUGGUUUGGCAAUUUUUUAAAUAUGGUUGAAAUCUGAUAUUUUUGAGUUAAUGGUACUAAAUAAGGCAUCUUAAUUUCAAGUAUAUAUUUUAUGGAGAGAUAUUUAUAUGAUAUCGUCCUCUGCUGAUUGUUUGAUGACUGUGUUCACAGUUGGACGUGCCAGCGGAUGUAUUUAUUCACAUUUUGCAAAUUUUCUUAAGAGGGAAGUCAUAGCUACUCUUUGACUCUUGUGCCUUUUGGGAAUACUUUGUAACAAUCCUGUCUAUAUCUGACUUGUCUACUUUUGUUGAUUUUGAUGGUGUCUUAAACCUUUAACAGGUACUGCACUGACAAGGAUUUCCUAGCAGAAAAGAGGGCUCAAACGUGUACCGGUUACUAAUCAAUACAGUUUAUUUUCAACUGA